Molecule: messenger RNA, 2757 nt
Organism: Puma concolor (puma)
Lineage: Eukaryota; Metazoa; Chordata; Mammalia; Carnivora; Felidae
Gene: CCAR2
Product: cell cycle and apoptosis regulator 2
Biological process (GO): regulation of DNA-templated transcription
Cellular component (GO): nucleus
Source: RefSeq, a predicted model, not a curated record
AUGUCCCAGUUUAAGCGCCAGCGGAUCAACCCGCUUCCAGGGGGACGCAACUUCUCAGGCGCAGCUUCAACAUCUCUUCUGGGUCCUCCUCCUGGUUUGCUCACUCCUCCUGUGGCCACAGACCUGUCCCAAAAUGCCAGGCACCUUCAGGGUGGGGAGAAGCAGCGGGUCUUCACUGGCAUUGUUACCAGCUUGCAUGACUACUUUGGGGUGGUGGAUGAAGAGGUCUUUUUUCAGCUAAGUGUGGUGAAGGGCCGGCUGCCCCAGCUGGGUGAGAAGGUGCUGGUGAAGGCUGCAUACAACCCAGGCCAGGCAGUGCCCUGGAAUGCUGUCAAGGUGCAAACGCUCUCCAACCAGCCCCUGCUGAAAUCCCCAGCACCUCCCCUUCUACAUGUGGCAGCCCUGGGCCAGAAGCAAGGGAUUCUGGGAGCUCAGCCCCAGCUGAUCUUCCAGCCUCACCGGAUUCCCCCGCUCUUUCCUCAGAAGCCUCUGAGUCUCUUCCAAACAUCCCACACACUUCAUCUGAGCCACCUGAACAGAUUUCCUGCUCGGGGCCCUCAUGGACGAUUGGAUCAGGGCCGAAGCGAUGACUAUGACUCCAAGAAACGCAAACAGCGGGCUGGUGGAGAGCCUUGGGGUGCUAAGAAACCACGGCAUGACCUGCCUCCUUACCGGGUCCAUCUCACUCCCUAUACUGUGGACAGCCCCACCUGUGACUUCUUAGAACUCCAGCGCCGCUACCGCAGCCUCCUGGUUCCCUCAGAUUUUCUGGCUGUGUGUCUGAGCUGGCUGUCAGCCUUUCCUCUGAGCCAGCCCUUUUCCCUCCAUCAUCCAAGCCGUAUCCAGGUAUCUUCUGAGAAGGAGCCAGCUCCAGACACUGGUGCUGAGCCCAUCCCUGCAGACAGCGAUCCCACUUAUAGUUCCAAGGUACUGCUGCUCUCUUCCCCGGGACUGGAGGAAUUGUAUCGUUGUUGCAUGCUCUUUGUGGAUGACAUGGCUGAGCCAAGGGAGACACCAGAACAUCCUUUGAAGCAGAUUAAGUUUUUGCUGGGCCGGAAAGAAGAAGAGGCGGUGCUGGUUGGGGGUGAAUGGUCUCCCUCUCUGGAUGGCCUCGACCCCAAGGGCGACCCGCAGGUGCUAGUCCGCACCGCUAUCCGCUGUGCGCAAGCCCAGACCGGCAUUGACUUGAGCACCUGCACAAAGUGGUGGCGCUUUGCUGAGUUUCAGUACCUGCAGCCGGGCCCACCGAGGCGGCUCCAGACUGUGGUGGUGUACCUGCCAGACGUCUGGACCAUCAUGCCUACUUUGGAAGAGUGGGAGGCCCUGUGCCAGCAGAAAGCUGCAGAGGCAGCUCCCCCACCCCAAGAGGUGUCCGUGGAAGCAGAGCCAACAGAACAGGCAGCUGAUGUAUCAGAGCAAGCAGCAGACGCCUCUAAACAGAAUGCAGAGAACCCAGAGGCCACCACACAGCAGGAAGUGGACACCGAUCUCCCAGAGGCCCCUCCACCCCCUCUAGAACCUGCUGUCAUGGCACGCCCUGGCUGUGUAAACCUGUCCCUCCACAGUAUUGUGGAGGACCGGAGGCCAAAAGAAAGGAUCUCUUUUGAAGUGAUGGUGUUGGCUGAACUGUUUCUGGAGAUGCUGCAGAGGGAUUUUGGCUAUAGGAUUUAUAAGAUGCUGCUGAGCCUUCCUGAAAAGGUUGUGGCCCCACCUGAACCUGAGAAAGAGGAGGCAGCUAAGGAAGAAGAAGCAGUCAAGGAAGAGGCUGCCAAGGAGACCAAGGAUGAGGUACAGAGUGAGGGCACAGCUGCCGAGUCAGACGCCCCACCGAAGGAGGAUGGGCUUUUGCCCAAACCUCCAUCUUCUGGGGGAGAGGAAGAAGAGAAACCCCGGGGUGAGGCAUCUGAGGACCUCUGUGAGAUGGCGCUUGAUCCGGAACUACUGCUCCUGAGGGACGACGGAGAGGAGGAGUUCGCAGGAGCCAAGCUGGAGGAUUCUGAGGUCCGGUCGGUUGCCUCAAACCAAUCGGAGAUGGAGUUCUCUUCUCUUCAGGACAUGCCCAAGGAGCUGGACCCCUCUGCCGUGCUCCCUUUGGACUGUCUCCUUGCUUUUGUCUUCUUUGACGCCAACUGGUGUGGCUACUUGCACCGGCGGGACUUGGAGAGGAUCCUGCUUACCCUUGGGCUCCGGCUCAGUGCAGAGCAGGCCAAACAGCUGGUCAGCAGGGUGGUGACCCAGAACAUUUGCCAGUACCGGAGCCUUCAGUACAGCCGCCAGGAGGGCACAGACGGUGGGCUUCCUGAGGAGGUGCUCUUUGGAAACCUGGAUCUGCUACCUCCUUCUGGGAAAAGCGCAAAGCCGGGCGCCGCCCCCACGGAACACAAAGGCCUGGUGUCCCACAACGGCAGCCUGAUCAAUGUGGGGAACCUGUUGCAGCGCGCGGAGCAGCAGGACAGUGGACGGCUCUACCUGGAGAACAAGAUUCACACACUGGAACUGAAGCUGGAGGAGAGCCAUAACCGCUUCUCAGCCACUGAAGUAACCAACAAGACACUGGCGGCGGAAAUGCAGGAGCUGCGGAGCCGGCUGGCCGAGGCCGAGGAGACGGCGCGGACGGCCGAGCGGCAGAAGAACCAGCUGCAGCGACUGCUCCAGGAGUUCCGGAGGCGCCUGACCCCCCUGCAGCUGGAGAUGCAGCGGAUGGUGGAAAAGGCGGACAGCUGGGUAGAGAAGGAGGAGCCGGCACCUAACAACUGA